Messenger RNA from Scaptodrosophila lebanonensis, 1557 nucleotides. Its product is annotated as putative N(4)-(beta-N-acetylglucosaminyl)-L-asparaginase GA14866. The transcript has a single exon. The record is from RefSeq and is a predicted model, not a curated record. Gene Ontology annotation, cellular component: lysosome. NCBI's taxonomy places the organism in Eukaryota, Metazoa, Arthropoda, Insecta, Diptera, Drosophilidae. Gene Ontology annotation, molecular function: N4-(beta-N-acetylglucosaminyl)-L-asparaginase activity. The coding region runs from base 262 to 1476 and encodes 404 amino acids. Gene Ontology annotation, biological process: protein deglycosylation.
CGCUAGGCAAUCAAGAUCCAUUAAGUGCAAUAGUGGACUCAUAAGGUACGAAUUAGGUGCAGAUGUGGCAAUAAAUGGGCUGAAUCCAGACUUAUAGUGCAAAUGCAUUUUGUUGUGCGGAAUAAGCGCCGAUAAAUCUGUAACAGCAAUUAGAGGCAACUGAUAAGCAAAUUUUAGGUUAGAAAAGGCCUUAAAAGCGGUGGCGCUACGAGUGCAGCGCACAGUUGUAAGUGGAGCAGCGAAGACAAAGCAAUAGAAAAAAUGCUCUCCAAAAUGCGCCGGCGAACGUUGAUGUUAAUGUUUUGCGUGGCGGCGACGCUGACCUUGGGGUCCUGUAGUCGAGAUAUUUCACCCAAGCCGAAUUUGACGACAGUGGUCCUUUCAGGCAAAUACUUUGGCGACAAUAGCAAUUCCAAUAACAACAACAAUUUUGCUAGCAAUAGACAACAGAUGGUCUUGCCCAUGGUAAUCAACACCUGGAAUUUUACCAAAGCCAACAAAUUGGCCUGGCGCAUCCUUAACCAGACACAAGGAGGACUUCGUCUGACUCGAAACGCAGUAGUCGAGGGAUGCACCAAGUGUGAGAAGAUGCAAUGCGACGGGACUGUUGGUUUCGGUGGUUCGCCUGACGAGCUAGGCGAGACGACGUUGGACGCCAUGAUUAUGGAUGGUAGCAGCAUGAAGGUGGGCGCAGUAGCUGGUCUACGACGCAUUAAAGAUGCUAUACGUGUGGCUCGUAGUGUGCUGGAACAUACACAGCAUACACUCCUGGUCGGUGAUGCAGCCACAGAAUUUGCCAAUGACAUGGGCUUCCGAUCCGAAUCGUUGACCACACCCGAGUCGCGAGCUGUCUGGGAGCUAUGGAAGGCACAAAAUUGUCAACCGAAUUUUUGGUGGAAUGUCUUUCCAGAUCCGAAAAUUUCGUGCGGGCCGUACAAGCCACGGCCAACGCCCAUCACGCGCUGGAAGGAAGAUCGCAUAAGAGCAGAAUACAGCAUUGGCAUUCACAAUCACGACACCAUUGGGAUGAUUGCCAUAGAUGCGGACAGCCAAAUUCAUGCUGGCACAUCGACCAACGGAGCUCGACACAAGAUAGCCGGUCGCGUGGGCGACUCACCGAUUCCCGGUGCGGGCGCAUAUGCAGACAAUGAGGUUGGUGCAGCUGUGGCCACAGGUGAUGGUGAUGUAAUGAUGCGUUUUUUGCCAUCCUUUCUGGCCGUGGAAUCCAUGCGGGCUGGUAAGCCACCGACGGAGGCUGCGGCAUUAGCUAUACGCCGAGUGGUCAAGUACCACAAGGAUUUUUCGGGUGCCGUCAUUGCAGUAAAUCGUUUGGGCCAGUACGCUGCUGCCUGCUAUGGCAUGGCAGAGUUCCCAUUCGUGGUGAGCAACCCGUCAGUGACAGACAAGGCAACUCGUGUAGAGACAGUCAAAUGCAUUUCGUCCAAAACUGAAGUAGAUGUCGUUACGCUCGCCUAGGUGGACAUAGAUAAUGGAACAAAGAAACAUGCGAAUGGUAUUGAUAUGAUACCAAUGAAAUUAAUAAAAGUCUGAACAAAA